Molecule: messenger RNA, 1569 nt
Organism: Alosa sapidissima (American shad)
Lineage: Eukaryota; Metazoa; Chordata; Actinopteri; Clupeiformes; Clupeidae
Exons: 3
Coding region: 46-1569 (507 amino acids)
Source: RefSeq, a predicted model, not a curated record
ACACUUGUGGAACAAACUGGUACAGCAGGAGAGGAGAAGGGGAAGAUGGUAAAAGCAGAGAACCACCAGAGGUUCCUUGGAGGGAUGAGGCAGCGCUUCCAAACCAUGCUUGCAGCUGUGGGGCUCAUCUCAAUCAUGGCUGAAGGUUUGCUCAGCUGGCAACUCGGGAUCUUAGUCAUUGUCACAGGGAUAGUGAAAGAGAUUUUCAGACCAAAUAUUGCACAAGCCAUGGUCAGGACUGUGGUCACAGGAUGUAUAAAUCUGGCCAGACAUUUGGAUCCCGUUGAAGGAAAGACACCUGCAUCCCUGGUGGUCUCUGAGUAUGGUGCCAUAGGAGGAGCAUUAGGUGGAGCAGUUGGUGGAGCUGUUGGUGGGGCGGUGCACACAGUCUUGGGAGAGGUUCUCCCGGUCUUCGGACAGGCAGUUGGGGUCGCACUGGGUGUAGUUUUUGGUAGGAUAUUUGGCCAGGCAUUCACCGACGAAAUCUUAAAAAAAAUGACCGCAAUAACAGACAAAGGGAUUGCAGGAGCACUAGGGGGAGCUUUAGCGGGCGGCUUCGGAGCAUUGUUUGGCUUCAUGGCAGGAGGGAUUGUUGGAGGCUUCAUGGGUGCGCUGUUGGGGGCCGUGGGAGUUAAAUAUUUAGGCACUUGGUUGAAGGAGACAUCCCUUGGAGGAAUGCAUCGUUUAAUUUCAAUGUUUUCAACCGUAGCCAUAGGUCUUAUCACAUCCAUAAGACAUAUCACCACACUAUUUGGAGUCAUAGGCCUGCUUGGAAGUUUGGUGGCAAUCCUGGCCAUGCCCCUAGCCAACAAACAACAUAAAACCAAAGCUACAAACACCUUUAACAAGAAGAAAGAAGUAAAGGCAGAGGACAACACCAAUAAGGACGUAAAAGGAGAAGACAGCAAUCAAGAUGAGAAUGAGAAGGGGAUAAACGUAGACAACCAGAGACUUGUUUGGCAAUAUUCUGAAUUGAUGCUUUCAGCUGUGGGGCUUACCACAAUAAUGUUAACAGGUCUAAUGGCAGCGUUAACACUCGGAAGCCUAGCAGUGAUUGCAGCGGUGCUUGAACUAUUCGGUGGGGGAUAUGAAUCCAAGAGUUUGUCAGGAGUCGUAACAGCAGCCAAGGGCAUUGUGGGAGCUGUUGUGACAGGAUGUGGAAAACUGGCUGGACUUUUGAAGCAAAUCGUAGGAAAGAAAGUAGCUGCAAUAGUGUUCCCUGAGAAUGAAGGAGAUGCUUGCACCUCGGCCGGAGCAAUAGGUGGAGCUGUGGGCGGAGCUAGUGGUGGGGCAGCACUCACAUUCUUGAGAGUGAUGCAUCCAAUCUUCGGGCAGGCAGUUGGCGGUGUACUAGGGGCAAUUGUUGGUUGGACAAUCGGCAAAGCCUUCACCACCAACAUCAUGACCAGGCGUGGGCAAAUGGACAAACGCCCAGGGGCAGUAGGUGGCGCUAUAGGGGGGAGCAUUGGGGCGUUUUUUGGCUUCAUGACGGGAGGAGUUGUUGGCGGUUUAACUGGAGGCGUGAUUGGCAUGAUGGGGGAUAAGUACCUAGGGAUCAGGAGUAACUGA